AUGUUAACAACUAAUAAUGUUAAUUAUCUUUACAAAAUUCUUUCAACAAAACAUGAACUACCACCUUCAAUUUCUUCCCCUACACCGUCUUUAAUUUCUUCUCUAUCUAAUUACACUCUGCCGUUAACACAAUUGGAUAUUGAUGAUGGAUUUAUUCAUCUUUCAACAGCUAGACAAGUUUUAACUGUUGCAAAUUUAUUUUUCAAAAAUGAAAAAGAAAUAACUCUAGAUAGAAAAGAAAUAAUUGAUACUCUUGUCAGUGGUUUGGCUCGUCUGGAAUAUCGUGGUUAUGACUCGGCAGGGUUAGCAGUUGAUGGUGAUGAAUCUGAAGAAGUUUUAAUAUAUAAACAAGUUGGAAAAGUUGGUGCUUUAAAAAAAUUUGUUUCGGAGCAACAAGUUGAUUUUGAAAAACAAUUUGUAAAUCAUUGUGGUAUGGCUCAUACUCGUUGGGCUACUCACGGUGAACCUUCGUCAACAAACUCACAUCCUCACAGAUCCGAUCCAAAGGCCGAAUUUACCGUUGUUCAUAAUGGUAUUAUUACAAACUAUAAAGAGCUUAAAUUAGUUCUUGAAAAAAAAAAUUACAUAUUUGAAACUGAAACCGACACUGAAGCUGUUGCUAAACUUGCUAAAUAUUUAUAUGAUUCUCAAAAGGCUAAUCAAAAUUUAAGUUUCACCUCCCUUGUUAAAGGUGUAGUUAAAGAAUUGGAAGGAGCAUUUGCUUUAAUCUUUAAAAGUGUUCAUUUUCCAAAUGAAAUCGUUGCAACACGUCGUGGAUCUCCUCUUUUAAUUGGUGUAAAAACAGAAAAAAAAUUAAAAGUUGACUUUGUUGAUGUUGAAUUUGGAACAGAUGAUAAAGUUGAACCGAAUUUAUUAACAUCUCCAACUGAUGGUCAUCCUAAACUCAGACGCAGUCAAUCACGUGCUUUUCUUAGUGAAGAUGGUUUACCUCAACCUAUCGAAUACUUCCUUGCAUCCGAUCCUUCUGCAAUUGUUGAACAUACAAAAAGAGUUCUUUAUUUAGAAGAUGAUGAUAUAGGGCAUAUGAGUGAAGGAGAAUUACAUAUUCAUCGUUUAAGACGCGAUGAUGGAAUAUCAGCUGUUCGUUCCAUUCAAACUUUGGAAAUUGAACUUGCAGAAAUUAUGAAAGGAUCUUUCGAUCACUUUAUGCAAAAAGAAAUUUUUGAACAACCUGAAUCUGUGGUAAAUACUAUGCGUGGUCGUGUCAACUUUGAAAAUAAUAAGGUGACGCUUGGUGGUCUUAAAGCUUAUUUAGCAACUAUUAGACGUUGUAGACGUUUGGUUUUCUGUGCAUGUGGUACAAGUUAUCAUUCUUGCGUGGCUACACGUGCAAUUUUUGAAGAAUUAACUGAAAUUCCCAUUUCUGUGGAAUUGGCCAGUGAUUUCUUGGAUAGAAAAACUCCAAUAUUCAGAGAUGAUGUUUGUGUAUUUGUCUCACAGUCUGGUGAAACUGCUGACACAAUCCUUGCAUUAAGAUAUUGUCUUGAACGUGGAGCUUUGUGUUUAGGUAUUACAAAUACUGUCGGUUCUAGCAUUUCACGUGAAACACACUGUGGUGUUCAUAUCAAUGCAGGUCCCGAAAUUGGAGUUGCUUCUACAAAAGCUUAUACGUCUCAAUAUAUUUCAUUGGUCAUGAUGGCUAUUCAAUUAAGUGAAGACAGAUCAUCAAUGACACAAAGACGUAAUGAGAUAAUCAGCGAACUUAACAAAUUACCAAACCAUAUAAAAGAAAUUCUUACUCUUGAUAAAGAGUUAGAACAACUUGCAAAAGAUGUUUUACACAAAGAAAAAAGUCUUUUGAUUAUGGGUCGUGGUUAUCAACAUGCCACAUGUCUCGAAGGUGCCUUGAAGAUAAAAGAAGUUUCUUACAUGCACUCUGAAGGUAUUUUGGCUGGCGAAUUGAAACAUGGUCCUUUAGCACUUAUUGAUGAAAAUAUGCCAGUCAUUCUUAUUAUGACAAAAGAUUCCUUGUACCCGAAAGUACAAAGUGCACUUGAACAAGUAUCAGCUCGUAAAGGUCAACCAAUCAUUAUUUGUAAUGAUGGUGAUGAAGGAAUAUCGAAUCAAUACAAAACAAUUCGUGUUCCUCAAACUGUUGAUUGUUUACAAGGUCUUCUUACAAUUAUUCCUUUGCAAUUAUUGUCAUAUCAUUUAGCUGUUAUAAAUGGUGUUGAUGUAGAUUUCCCAAGAAAUUUGGCUAAAUCUGUAAGUAUAAAUGUUAGUCAUUUGACAUGA
Entrophospora sp. SA101 is the source of this 2256-nucleotide messenger RNA. NCBI's taxonomy places the organism in Eukaryota, Fungi, Glomeromycota, Glomeromycetes, Entrophosporales, Entrophosporaceae. The record is from the annotation of a GenBank genome assembly.